Molecule: messenger RNA, 1268 nt
Organism: Colius striatus (speckled mousebird)
Lineage: Eukaryota; Metazoa; Chordata; Aves; Coliiformes; Coliidae
Product: derlin-2
Exons: 7
Coding region: 52-780 (242 amino acids)
Biological process (GO): endoplasmic reticulum unfolded protein response
Cellular component (GO): endoplasmic reticulum membrane; Hrd1p ubiquitin ligase ERAD-L complex
Molecular function (GO): ubiquitin-specific protease binding; misfolded protein binding
Source: RefSeq, a predicted model, not a curated record
GUCGCGCCGGGAUUGGCGGCGCGGGCGGGGCGCUGGCGGCGGUCGGGCGCCAUGGCGUACCAGGGCUUCGCGCAGGAGUACCUGGGCAUGCCCGCCGUCACCCGCGCCUACACCACCGCCUGCGUGCUCACCACCGCCGCCGUGCAGCUGGAGUUCAUCACCCCCUUCCAGCUGUACUUCAACCCCGACCUCAUCUUCAGGAAGUUCCAGAUAUGGAGGCUGAUCACCAACUUCCUCUUUUUUGGGCCCCUGGGAUUCAGUUUCUUUUUCAACAUGAUAUUUUUGUACAGAUACUGCCGCAUGCUAGAAGAAGGUUCCUUCCGUGGAAGGACAGCUGACUUUGUCUUCAUGUUCCUCUUUGGAGGGUUUCUCAUGACACUAUUUGGACUCUUUGCCAGCCUGUUUUUCCUGGGCCAGGCUUUCACCAUCAUGCUGGUAUACGUGUGGAGUCGCAGGAACCCUUACAUCCGCAUGAACUUCUUUGGGCUUCUGAACUUUCAGGCCCCCUUCUUGCCCUGGGUCCUAAUGGGGUUCUCUCUGCUCCUGGGCAAUUCCAUCAUCAUCGACUUGCUGGGGAUUGCAGUCGGUCACAUCUAUUAUUUCUUGGAAGAUGUUUUCCCUAACCAGCCUGGAGGAAAAAAGCUGCUGUUAACCCCUGGCUUCCUGAAGAUGGUAUUUGAUGCACCUGAAGAGGAUCCCAACUAUAACCCUCUCCCUGAGGAUCGUCCAGAAAACCAACCUGGGGACCAAGGCCACAACCAGCAUCAUCAUCCACAGUAACACAGGGGCUUCCCCACAUGGCCAGAUUCCUCUCUUCCGGCUGGACUCACGCAGUGGCCCAGGGAUCCUACUGGAGUAAUACCAAUUGCCAUUUUGGUGUGUAAUGUUUCGCUGUUUGUACCAAGUGAUUCCACAGAGGUUUGCACAUAAAAACUGAUGAAUGCUUACAGAGGUGUCCGAGGGAUGGGGACUGGAAGUUGUGAUGGCUCCUCAAUUACCCAGUGGGGAAUAAGUAUCAAAUAGGGUGUUAAAUCAGUUACUUCUUCUCUUGCUGUUAAUGACUUGCUGUGUGCUGGGUCACUUUUAUCCUCUGUACAAAGACUAAUGCUCUUGGUUCUCACAGUUGUGAGACCUCUCCGUGGGCUUUCAACAAAGUAGUACUCUCUACCGUAGUAGAAUGCAGCUCAGCCUUUUCCUUUCCUCUGAGUCCCCCACCCCUUUUCUGUUGUUGUUUCCAAAGAGUCUUUACAUUAAAGUCUUUAUUUUUC